Molecule: messenger RNA, 2396 nt
Organism: Moneuplotes crassus
Lineage: Eukaryota; Ciliophora; Spirotrichea; Euplotida; Euplotidae
Source: the annotation of a GenBank genome assembly
GAAUGGGCCAAUCGUGUUGAAAGAGGCUUCCAAAAGUUGACCAUAGAAGGAGACAAACAGAUAGUAUUGUUAGCCAAAGAAUUAAGAGGUUUAAGUUUAAAAAGAAUGAACAGCCUCUGAUGAGAGGUAAUGAUGAGGUUAUUGUCAGACAGAAUGAAGCUCAUACAAAUAUUGUGCAGAAGAGGGAAAGUAGGAAAUUUGUUUUAAAAAAUGAUUGAGGAGAUAUACAAAAUCUUACCUUCGAAAGCAGUAUUGAGAUGAUCGAAGGUUUUAUGGGCAAGCUCCUCGAGUUUUUAGAAACUGGAGAAAUAGCAAUCCAAAAUAAGGAAUAUGUCAGCUGUUACACCAAAGUUUUAGCUCAGAUAGAAGAUCUUCGGGAAGAAGACCUUCUUAAAGAAUACACUCUCCAGUUCGAUAACUUUACUCUAGUUACAAGAUGGCUUUCAAAAGUGUUUGAUUUUGUGGAUAGAAACUAUGUCAAAUUUAACAGGCUAGAGUCUUUUGUCUUUACUGCUCUCGGUUUGUUUAGAGACAUUGUCUUCACUAAUUUGAAGCAAGCUUUGACUAGUGCACUUUUAAUUUCAUUCCAGAGGCACAGGUUGAAGGAAGAUGUCCACUGGGAAUUUAUUCAUAAGACUCUUCAAACAUUUGUAGAUAUUGGCUAUAAGCAAGAUGUUCAACUGAAGAAGAAUGGAAAUGACUACUGCUGGAGUGGAGUCAAAGAUCUGAGCAAAUAUAGGGAUGUUUUUGAGAACAAAUUUAUCAAAGAAACUCAAGACUAUUACUCUAUAAAAGCAACUGAAUGGGCUCAGAAUCUGAGUUGACCAGAGUACAUCGCUGUUGUUCAAGAGACUCUAGAAAUGGAAGAGCAAAUCUUAGUCGACUACAUGGACCAAAGCACUAAAAAUCAACUAAAGUUAGCUCUCAAUAAAAUAUUAAUAGAAUGGAAAGCUGAAGAAAUCAUUACAAGACAAGAGAGUGGAUGACAAGAGCUUCUUAAGAACAAAAGUGUAUAUUUGCUGUCACAAAUGUACCUACUGUAUUCUCGAGUUGAGCCUACUCUUAAAUACAUCCUCCUCGAACUUAGUAAUUAUGUUGAAGAGUUAGGCCAAAUAUUGAUCAGCAACGAGGGAUUACAGAAGCAGCCGAUCAAAUUUGUAGAAAAGUUGCUGGAGCUCAUGGCAGAAAUCCAAGAAAUUGUUCUGAAGUGCUUCCAAAAUGAUCGAAAGUUUCAUUUAGCUUGCGAAAAUUCCUUCCUGAGUUUUAUGAAUAAGUUCUCAGAAACUCCACAGUACAUUGCAGGAUAUUGUGACCAUCUAUUUAAAGGAGGAAUUAGAGGUAUGACUGAAAACCAGAUUGAGGACACCUUUGAAGCAGUUAUUUGUCUCUUUAGGUGCAUCCAUGACAGAGAUAUAUUCAUUAAGGUGUAUACUAAAUAUCUAGCCCAGAGAUUGCUGAACAAGACUUCAUUGAACGCUGAUGCUGAGAAGUCAAUGAUCUCUAAAUUAAAGAUUGAGUGCGGAAUAAAUACUGUUCGAAGGCUAACGAAAAUGUUCACUGAUAUUGAACUUUCUAAGAGUACAAUGAAUGACUUUAAAAUCUAUAAUAGAGGAACUACUGAAUUUAGAGGAGUAGAUAUUAAUGUAGAUAUUCUAACUUCAGGCAUGUGGCCAGAAAAAACCGCAUAUUCUUGUAAACUACCUCCUGAGUUGAGCGUCUGAAGCCAAAAAUUUAGUCUCUUUUAUAAAGAAAAGAAUGGUGGGAGAAAUUUAAAAUGGCUUUAUGGCUCUUGUAAUGCAGUUAUAAAUACACUAUUGUUUAACAAAACUUAUACAUUGACAGUUACUUGUUAUCAGGCUGUAAUCUUAUGCCUCUUUAAUGAGCAUGAAAGAUUGACUGUUGCUCAGGUUAAGGAAAUGAGUUGAUUGCCUGAGGAAGAAUUAGUUAGGCAACUAAAACAGCUUUGAAAUCCUAAAAUGAGACUUUUGUCUAAAGAUAAACCCAAGGUGCCCAAGUUUGCUCCAGAUGAGGGAUUGGAAGUUAACACAAAUUUUAAAUAUAAUCUAGUUAAAGUGAACUUUAUUCCGAAAGUUGUUUACAAGAAGAAACAUUUACAGAAGAUGACAGAUAUAGAGAACAAAAUCAAAGAAGAGAUCAAAAGCGAAAGAGCUCUUGUACUUGAUGCUAUGAUUGUCAGGAUCAUGAAGGCAAGGAAGAAAGAGAGUCACACCGAACUCAUCACAGAGGUUAUCAAACAAAUCUUCUUAUUCAAACCUCAGCCACAAAUGAUCAAGCAGUCGAUUGAGAGACUUAUCGAGAAAGAAUACCUCAAAAGAUCCAAAGACGAUCUCCAAAUAUACAUCUACAUCCCCUAACCCCCUUAAUUCCCUCUUCAA